CCAAAACCCACAUUGUAGGGGUUGGUCGUCUCGUCUUCCCAAAAUUCUCACCCAAGCCAAAACCUCACUCCCAACUGAGAAACCCUAACCCCGCGGAAGCACGCGGAACAGUCCCGGCGGUCGGAAAUGGACGGCGUCUCAUACCAGCGGUUUCCGAAGAUGAAGAUAAGGGAGAUGAAGGACGACUACGUCAAGUUCGAGCUCCGCGACACGGACGCCAGCAUGGCCAACGCCCUGCGGCGCGUGAUGCUCGUCGAGGUCCCGACCAUCGCCAUUGACCUCGUCGAGAUCGAGGUAAACUCGUCCGUCCUCAACGACGAGUUUAUCGCCCACCGGCUCGGCCUCAUCCCCCUCACCAGCGAGCGCGCUAUGGGGAUGCGCUUCUCCAGGGACUGCGACGCCUGCGACGGCGACGGGCAGUGCGAGUUCUGCUCCGUGGAGUUCCACCUUAGGGCUAAGUGCAUGGGGGACCAAACUUUAGACGUCACCAGCAAGGACCUGAUCAGCUCCGACCACACUGUUGUUCCCGUCGAUUUCUCCGAUUCUGCCGGUUUCGACUCAUCUGAGCAGAGGGGAAUUAUUAUCGUAAAGUUGCGCCGCGGUCAAGAGCUGAGGCUGAGAGCUAUUGCAAGGAAAGGAAUUGGCAAAGAUCAUGCGAAGUGGUCCCCUGCAGCCACUGUUACCUUCAUGUACGAACCCGAGAUUCAUAUUAAUGAAGAUUUGAUGGAAAGCCUUACCCUUGACGAGAAGAGAAGUUGGGUGGACAGUAGCCCGACGAAAGUGUUUGACAUCGAUCCAAAUACCCAUCAGGUUGUAGUGGUUGAUCCCGAGGCCUAUACAUACGACGACGAGGUACUGAAGAAGGCAGAAGCCAUGGGGAAACCUGGGCUUGUAGAGAUAUACCCAAAGGAGGAUAGCUUCAUCUUUACCGUUGAAUCGACAGGUGUGAUCAAGGCCUCUCAGCUGGUCCUGAAUGCCAUUGAGAUUUUGAAGCAGAAGCUCGAUGCUGUCCGGUUGUCAGAGGAUACUGUGGAGGCUGAUGAUCAGUUUGGGGAGCUCGGCGCUCACAUGCGUGGAGGCUGAUAACGUCUCUGUGCUUUCGAUGAUGAUUAUUGUGAUUGAAUCUAACUGAACUGACAAUUACGUCCUUGAUUGCUCUAAGGACUUGUUUAUAUGUCGUACCUAUGACAAUUGCCAUCUACUCAGGGAACACUGAUGCUGUCUCCUCGAUGUUUGGGAGUUCGUUGAGGAGAAAUUGUGGAUGUUUCUUUUCGGUAAGUUAAUUAACAAAGUAUGUUCUUCCUCUCAA
Molecule: messenger RNA, 1309 nt
Organism: Punica granatum (pomegranate)
Lineage: Eukaryota; Viridiplantae; Streptophyta; Magnoliopsida; Myrtales; Lythraceae
Source: RefSeq, a predicted model, not a curated record